Molecule: messenger RNA, 324 nt
Organism: Drosophila persimilis
Lineage: Eukaryota; Metazoa; Arthropoda; Insecta; Diptera; Drosophilidae
Exons: 2
Coding region: 1-324 (107 amino acids)
Source: RefSeq, a predicted model, not a curated record
AUGUUCCGCAUUUGUUCUCUGAUCUUCGCUCUGGUGCUUGUGGCCUCGGCUGCUCCUUCUCCCGGAUAUCUGGAGUACCCCUCCGCGCACUCCCACUACGGAGUGGCUGUGGCCCCGGUGGUCAAAGUGGUGCCCGUCGUGAAGCAGGUGCCUGUCGUGAGCCACGUCCCAGUCGUGAAGCAUGUCCCGGUCGUGAAGCACGUGUCCGUGGUGGAGCACGUUCCCGUGCUGAAGUCCUACUCCCCAGUGGUCUAUGCUCCAUCGUAUGCUCACUCCUACGGCGUGCCCUCCUCCUACGGCCAUCAGAUCUACCACCGCCAAUGA